AAGAACCGCAUCAGUAAGCACUCCAAGGGUUCAAACAAACAGCAAAAAUAGGAAGUUCAGAGUCUGAGCGUCACACUCCAACUUCAGAGCGUUCAGGACUGUGUCUGCUCCCUGGAAGGAGGCAUAUGGGGUGUGGAAGCCCGCAGAGGGCAAAAGGUGCAGGAGAUACCCCAGCUUCAUUGUUUCCCAGAGGGAUCCAUUCCAGUUUUGGACAGCCAUGGUCAAUGCUGAUUCCUGUAUGUGUAAAGGCGCUCCAGCUGCCAGAGAGUGAGAACUGAGGGGGUCAGCAAUCCACCUGCUGUGAGGCAGCUGUCCCACCGGCAGCUCUUGGCUCAGGUGACAAGGAGUUAACAAGUGUGAGUGCAAGAACCUCAGGCCGGUGACCAGCCCAGAGCACAGGGAGCAGGACUGAACUGGUGGGCUCAGGCUGGUAUGAACAUGAAGGCAUUCUGCAGUGCUCUUCUGGCUCUGUGUUGGGCUUUCAGAGUUGGAGAAUCGCGAGAGAGCCUCCCGAUGCAGAGCCUGCGCUGCUACAAUGACUACACGUCCCAGCUGACCUGCACAUGGCAGGAAUGCACAGCAGCACGACGCUUCCUCAAUGUGACUCUUUACCAUGAGGACAAUUUAAACAAUAACAGCACACAGAUGCCAUGUGAGCCUCAGCGAACCAAGAGGUUGCCUGACUGCCAGGACUCCUGUGUCUCCUGGAGCUGCCACAGGAACAGCACCCUUUUUGCAAUUGGGGUGCACGACAGAUACACUUUCAAACCCGAUCAGUUGCUGCAGGCCGAGCUGAACGUCAGCCUCUUCCAGAAUGUCCAGCCCUUCCCGCCUCAGAAGCUCUGGAUCAACGUCACAGAAGCAGGUGACUUCUUGCUGGCCUGGGAAGCAGCAGAAGGGAGUAAGGGAAACCACUGGGUGCAUGAUGAAUUGGAGUUUGAAGUGACCUACAGGAGGGAAUGGGAAUCCUGGGAGAACUCUUCUUCGGUGUCAGUCGCAAACUCCUCCCAUUGCCUGCUGAGGCGUGAUGCCCUUGUGCCGGGCAGCACCUAUGUAGCUCGUGUGCGAUCCAAGCCGAGCCAGGGCGCUGGUUGGUCUGGGCAGUCCAGCGAAUGGAGCACUGCCGUGUCCUGGAAGUCCCAGGAAGGGGAUGAGGCUCAGCCCAAGAACCUUCGCUGCCUCUUCAAUGGGGUUGAUCGGCUAACGUGCAGCUGGGAAGUGAGGAGAGAGGUCACCAGCUCUGUCUUGUUCACACUCUUCUACAGAACCCCACCGUCAUCAGAAGAGACAGAAUGCUCUCCAGUCCAUGAGGAGGAAUUGCCUGGCAGCCACUACCUGUUCCACAGCUGUGAGAUCAAUGUCACCAACCCCAGCAGGCUGAGCCAGUACCUCAUAACUGUCCGGCCCAAGAAGGAGGAGAAACUGAUUAACGCCUACAAAAACAUCAAGCCACUUGCACCUGUCAACGUGACAAUGACAAAGACGAACCAGAAGUAUGAGCUGAGAUGGACAAAACAGAUCCUAAGCUGGCAUAUAGGCCAGAGAUAUGAAUUCUUGUAUUGGAAGACUGGUGACUUCAUAGAGAAUGCCCAGCUUGUAAACAUCAGCAAUGACAAGCCUCCCUUCAUCUUCACCCUGCAGAUGCUGGAGCCCUCCACACACUAUAGGGGAAAAAUGCGGGCGAGGGUGCACUUGGACAGCUACAAUGGGCUCUGGAGCGAGUGGAGUGAGGAGUGCACCUGGGAAACUGAGAGUGGUACAUCCCAGUUGGGCUAGUGGCUUGGGGCUUUGGGGGAGGGGGUCAGUUCCCUCCCUAGAUAAACGGGUCCCUUAGCUGGGGUUUAUGGGGAACCAGGGUUUCAUACAGUUAAUUGAGCAAAGAGACUGACCAGGGUCCCCUUGGUACCUGGCUGCAUGCUUCAGAUCACAGAGAAGGAGUAUAAUUGGCUUAUCUGAACGGGAGUCCAGGGCUGCCAUUCUCCAUGGGAGCCAGAAAACUAUAUGCAAAUCAGGGGCUGGAAGUGGAUGCACUAGGUGAGGAGGGAAGGGGGGCCUCCACAAGCAGGAUUAGAGGCAUGAACUACCUACACUGUCGUAUAGCAGUUUUAGUUCCAUGAUUCCCAGGAAAAUUAGGGAGGUGUGACAUUCCCCUCUGGUGUUAUAUAGACCGGUGAUCUGCUAGGUCACUCCAAUCUUUGACUCUGGGAGCCAGC
Messenger RNA from Gopherus evgoodei (Goodes thornscrub tortoise), 2213 nucleotides. RefSeq names its product colony stimulating factor 2 receptor beta common subunit (gene CSF2RB). Gene Ontology annotation, biological process: immunoglobulin mediated immune response; cytokine-mediated signaling pathway. The record is from RefSeq and is a predicted model, not a curated record. Lineage: Eukaryota; Metazoa; Chordata; Testudines; Testudinidae. Gene Ontology annotation, cellular component: external side of plasma membrane. Gene Ontology annotation, molecular function: cytokine receptor activity; protein binding.